Messenger RNA from Heterocephalus glaber (naked mole-rat), 552 nucleotides. Its product is annotated as ras-related protein Rap-2c. Gene Ontology annotation, cellular component: membrane. NCBI's taxonomy places the organism in Eukaryota, Metazoa, Chordata, Mammalia, Rodentia, Bathyergidae. Gene Ontology annotation, biological process: Rap protein signal transduction. Gene Ontology annotation, molecular function: GTPase activity; GTP binding. The record is from RefSeq and is a predicted model, not a curated record.
AUGAGGGAAUACAAGAUAGUGGUGUUAGGGAGCGGAGGGUUUGGCAAAUCUGUCCUUACUGUGCAGUUUGCCACUGAGACUUUCAUUGAGAAAUAUGACCCCACCAUUGAAGAUUUCUGCCUCAAAGAGAUCGAAGUGGACUCUUGCCCCUCCGUGCUGGAAAUUCUGGACACUUCAGGAACUGAGCAGUUUGCCUCUAUGAGAGAUCUCUACAUCAAAAACGGCCAAGGUUUCAUCCUAGUUUACAGCAUGGUUAAUCAACAGUCUUUUCAGGAUAUCAAGCCAAUGAGAGAUCAGAUUGUCAGAGUGAAGAGAUAUGAAAAAGUCCCACUUAUCCUAGUAGGAAACAAAGUGGAUCUGAAACCAGAAAGAGAGGUUAUGUCUUUGGAAGGCAGAGCUCUGGCUCAAGAAUGGGGCUGUCCUUUCAUGCAGACAUCGGCAAAAAGUAAAUCAAUGGUAGAUGAAAUUUUUGCUGAGAUCGUCAGGCAAAUGAACUAUUCAUCCCUGACCGAGAAGCAAGAUCAGUGUUGUACAACUUGUGUUGUCCAGUAA